GGAUCAGGAGGAGACAAUAGUAUGACAAAGACGAAGGGAAAAGGGGACGACAACAAUGGCGGUCAGUAUAAGAGAGGACUAUGGACAGUGGAAGAAGACAAGAUCCUCAUGGACUAUGUUAUGGUUCAUGGCAAGGGACACUGGAAUCUCAUUGCCAAGAGAACAGGGCUGAAGAGAUGCGGGAAGAGCUGCAGGCUGAGGUGGCUGAACUACCUCAGGCCUGACGUGAAGAGAGACAGUUUCACCGAGGAAGAAGAGGACCUCAUCAUUCGACUCCAUAGGUUGCUUGGCAACAGGUGGUCACUGAUUGCAAAACGGGUUCCGGGCAGAACGGACAACCAGGUGAAGAAUUACUGGAAUACUCAUCUUAGCAGAAAGCUAGGUAUCCGGAAGGAAGGUGCUAGGGUUGAUUCUGCAAGGGUACUUUCGGAAGCAUCCAAGGCGUCGAGCAGCGUGAAUUCGACUGAUUUUGCGUGCACGAAUGAUGUGGUGGGUGAAAGCGCCGAGACGACCAAGAUGUUUGUAGAAACUCGAGAGUCUUGUCAUCAGCGUACUGAAGUUCACCAAGAACAGAAUAUGAUGAGGGAAAACUGCGGCAUGAACUCUCUCUGGGAUUUAGAUAGCGUGACAACGUUGAUCCAAGAUUACUUGAACAACGACCUCUCCUGGUUUAAUUCGUAAAACUGCUAUAUGUAAUUAUAUUCAUGCACAAAUGAGACGCUGCAAUGCAUUUCUACUGUGUCUCAACGCUGCUUCUUCCCACAGUAUCGAGGUUCGGACAUGUUAGACUGAAGCAUUUGAUGUUACUACUUAAAGAAUCACCAUAUCACACAUGGUAGAUUCAACGAUUUGUUCUGAAUAAAGUUAUCAUCGGCAGCUCUUGGCCAACA
Molecule: messenger RNA, 890 nt
Organism: Punica granatum (pomegranate)
Lineage: Eukaryota; Viridiplantae; Streptophyta; Magnoliopsida; Myrtales; Lythraceae
Source: RefSeq, a predicted model, not a curated record